CUUAUUUUCAGAAUUUCAUGAAGCAUGUUCCACACGUACUUAUUUAUGAAUUCACUCCAAAAAUCUUUUUACAGUUAGAUCACAAAAAAUAUACGCCCAUACAAAGUUUGCUGUGCGCGAUUGCUAUAAAAAAUGCCUGUCAAGCAUUCUCAAGUGUCAAAUGACUGUUUGGGCUCUGAACGCUGUGAUAUUGUCCCUGGAGUAUGAGUGCAUUUUCAUUCAAU
Molecule: messenger RNA, 224 nt
Organism: Acanthoscelides obtectus
Lineage: Eukaryota; Metazoa; Arthropoda; Insecta; Coleoptera; Chrysomelidae
Source: the annotation of a GenBank genome assembly